Scleropages formosus (Asian bonytongue) is the source of this 1625-nucleotide messenger RNA. RefSeq names its product transmembrane protein 178A-like. Lineage: Eukaryota; Metazoa; Chordata; Actinopteri; Osteoglossiformes; Osteoglossidae. Gene Ontology annotation, biological process: regulation of cytosolic calcium ion concentration; negative regulation of osteoclast differentiation. The record is from RefSeq and is a predicted model, not a curated record. Bases 145 to 1128 code for a protein of 327 amino acids. Gene Ontology annotation, cellular component: endoplasmic reticulum membrane. The transcript is spliced from 4 exons.
GCUCCGUGCGCGCGCGCGUCGCGCGUGGCAGCCGUCGGUCCUCGAGGCGCGGGCGAAGACAAGAGCGGGCGCGCGGGUCAGACCUGGGCGAGCGAGCCGCAGAACGGACCGCGUGGUCCGCGGCGGGGUGCGCGCGGUCAGCUGAUGCCGGGAGGCUGCGCCGAUGUUCCUCCCGGUGAUCAUCGGAUGAUGAUGGAGAAGCAGCGCGCGGUGACUGCCGCGAGCCUGGCCCUGAGCGCGCUCUCGCUCGCCCUGCUGACCACCGCCAUCUUCACGGACCACUGGUACGAGACGGACACGGCGAGGCACCGCGCCAACUGCGAGCGCCACGGCGCCGAGUCCGGGGAGCCCCGGAGCCGCAACCGCCUCAUGCCCAUCUACCACCUGCCCCUGGUGGGGGGCGGCGGCGGCGGCGGCGGCAGCGGCGGCGGCUCGCGGCGCAGCCUCGCGCUCCUGCGCGCCGUGCACGUCGGCAGCCGCGAGGAGGAGCUGCUGGAGAACUGGCGCUCCAUCGUGGGCAUGGGGGUCCUGGAGACCGAGUGCGGGCGCCCGCUCUUCUCCACCCACGCGGGACUCUGGAGGAAGUGCUACUACCUGGGCGUGGACGAGGACAUCGACAGCCUCAUAGCCAAAGGUAUCGCCCAGCGAUGCACCCCCGUCAAGUACCACUUCUCGCAGCCCAUCCGGCUGAGGAACAUCCCGUUCAACCUGACCAGGACGAUCCAGCAGGACGAGUGGCACCUCCUGCAUCUGCGACGCAUCACGGCGGGAUUCCUGGGCAUGGCGGCCGCCGUUCUGCUGUGCGGCUGCAUCGUGGCCUCCGUCAGCUUCUUCUGGGAGGAGAGCCUCACUCAGCACGUGUCCGGCCUUCUCUUCCUCAUGGCAGGUAUCUUCUGCACCAUCUCCCUGUGCACCUACGCAGCCAGCGUCUCCUACGACCUGUCCCGAGUGCCGCCCUUCAUCUAUGGGCUCCCCGCCGACGUGGACCGCGGUUACAGCUGGUCCAUUUUCUGCGCGUGGGUCAGCCUGGGGCUCACGGUGGCGUCGGGCUGCCUGUGCACCACCUUCCCGUUCGUGAGCCGCGCCAAAGCCCUGCGCUCCAAGUCGGCCCGGGACUCGUCUGUCUGACGGGCCGCCCCUCCCCACGACCCCUUUCGUCACAUGACCGUGAGACGCUUCGGUGAGGUUGGGGUCACGAGCCUUUCGCCCCAGAUUUUGUAAAUCUGCUCCCAGCUGUUAAUCUGUGUCUCAAAGGGUGGCUCCGAGACCACUGAGGAACUGCGUGGUUCAGCUCUUGUUCUGAUGACGGUCCUGCGUUCGAAUCCCCCUCCCUCCCCCAUGGAAUUAUGGGUAUUAGUGUGUGAAAGACUGGUCAGCGAUGUGUUGGGUGAGGGUGUGUGAAGAGCCCCCCUUCAGGCCACUUCUUUAGGGAGUGUUCAUUCCUCUGUUGCUACACACGUGUGAGGAGCGCGAUGGUCGUUUCCAUGGAAACCCGGUCAAGAUGUUUUAAAAACUGUCACUGUGGUCAGUGCCUCGGGGAGCACAGACGUGACCGGGAGCAAACCCCGCUUGUUAGUGUGACCUCUCACCCCCCAUCCGGUCCGAGGCCAACAGCAAGGGACGAG